This is a messenger RNA of Scomber japonicus (chub mackerel), 873 nucleotides long. Its product is annotated as P2Y purinoceptor 1-like. The record is from RefSeq and is a predicted model, not a curated record. Gene Ontology annotation, biological process: G protein-coupled receptor signaling pathway. The coding region runs from base 1 to 873 and encodes 290 amino acids. Gene Ontology annotation, molecular function: neuropeptide receptor activity. Gene Ontology annotation, cellular component: membrane. Lineage: Eukaryota; Metazoa; Chordata; Actinopteri; Scombriformes; Scombridae. The transcript has a single exon.
AUGAAUAAGACGUCCUGUUCUGAUAUCAGCUUUGACUUUACAAGCAGAUUCCUGCCUCCUGUUUACAUCUUUGUAUUCAUCGUUGGUCUGAUGGCUAAUGGAUGGGGAUUGAAGUCUUUGCUGCAGAAAUGGAGGAAACUAAAGAUCAUCAAUGUUUUUGUUCUGAACCUUGGCCUUGCAGAUAUUGUAUAUCUGCUCACACUCCCAUUUCUGAUGGUGUACUACGUUAUGGGGAGUAAAUGGAUCUUUGGAGACACAUUCUGCAAGAUAACAAGAUUCUGCUUCAACCUGAAUUUAUACGGCAGCAUUGGGUUCCUUACUUGUAUAAGUGUGUACAGGUACCUGGCCAUUGUCCAUCCAGUGAGAGCAAUGGGAAGAUUAACUGUCACCCACUCUGUGGCUAUCUCAAUCAUGGUUUGGCUGCUGGUGAGCGUUCAAAGUCUCCCUGACAUGUUCUACACCAAGACAUUUGGAAACACCACUGAAAGUUGCUUCGAUACCACCGAUCAGACAAACGUUGAGGAUUACCUGAAAUACAGCUUCGGAUGGACACUCACUGGAUUUUGUAUCCCAUUCCUCAUCACACUGGGCUGCUAUGGACAUGUGACUGCAAUUAUCUGCCGCAAAAAAUUCACUGACAAGGUACAGAAACAAAGAAAUUUGACAAUGUUGCUCAUUUUGAUUGUGCUCUUCUCUGUUUGUUACAUCCCCUAUCAUGUAUUCAAGAACCUCAACCUCUGGUCAAGAGUUCUGCUCAAACAGCAGAUAUGCUGUCAAUGGUCUAAUACAGUCUACGUAGCUCACCAGAUAAGUCGUGGACUUGUGUGUCUGAACAGUGUUCUUAACCCUCUGGUUUACCUCCAUGGAAAUUGA